Molecule: messenger RNA, 7189 nt
Organism: Trifolium pratense (red clover)
Lineage: Eukaryota; Viridiplantae; Streptophyta; Magnoliopsida; Fabales; Fabaceae
Product: pentatricopeptide repeat-containing protein At4g19890-like
Exons: 5
Coding region: 300-2432 (710 amino acids)
Molecular function (GO): protein binding
Source: RefSeq, a predicted model, not a curated record
CCGCUCUGAAAAAAGUUGUUCUGACCUGAGCCUUUCUCUCAUUUCUCCCUAUUUACGCCGGACUCCAAGCUGACACCUCCUCCAUCUUCUUAUUCAACUGUUAGUGUGUUCUAUUCUUCCCAAUUCGCUCUUAAAAAAACCCUAAAUUUAUGAACGAACCCUAAUCUGUUUAUUUUUAUUGUAAUUAGCUAAAGAAAUUCUUUGGUUGAAUCGAUGAACUCUCCAAUUUCAAUUUCUCUCUUAAACCCUAAAUUGGUAGACUCAUUUGCCACACUUUGCAUCAAGUAACACUUUUUUUCAUGUUGUGCUUUGUGAUUCUCAAAACUCAUGGCAUUUCACGUAGAUUCACCUCACUUUUCAUGCUUAACAGAGAAGCACUAUGCUACUUCUCUUCUUCAACACAAUUACAACCCGUAUCAUCAUCUUCUUCUUCUUCUUCUUCUUCAAUUGUGGUUCCAUCACAAUCUAUGGUCCAAAGGGUAUGCUCAAUGGUGUGUGAAUCUUACCAUCAUAAUGCCAACAUGAGAGUUUCACCUCCAAGACUCCAUCUUGGGAUUGAUGUUGAUUUUUUAACACACGAGCAAGCUGUUACCAUUGUUGCUUCACUUGCAAGUGAUGCUGGUUCAAUGGUGGCCCUUAGUUUCUUCCAUUGGGCAAUUGGGUAUCCAAAGUUUCGAUAUUUUAUGAGGUUGUAUAUAGUGUGUGCGGCAUCUUUGCUUGGGAAUAGGAAUUCGGAGAAAGCUCAUGAAGUUAUGCAGUGUAUGGUAAAAAGUUUUGCUGAGAUUGGGAGGUUGAAAGAAGCUGUGGAGAUGGUUAUUGAAAUGCAUAACCAAGGUUUGGUUCCGAAUACUCGGACUUUGAAUUGGAUGAUUAAGGUUGCAAGUGAAAUUGGUUUGGUUGAAUAUGCAGAGUUGUUGUUUGAGGAAAUGUGUGUGAGAGGGGUUCAACCAGAUUCUGUUAGCUAUAGGGUGAUGGUUGUUAUGUAUUGUAAGAUUGACAAUGUUUUGGAGGCAGAUAGAUGGCUGAGUGCCAUGCUUGAGUGGGGUUUUGUGGUUGAUAAUGCAACAUUUACGUUAAUAAUCAGCAAAUUUUGUGAAAAGGGAUAUGCAACUAGAGCGCAAUGGUAUUUUCGUAGGUUAGUUGAUAUGGGUUUGAAGCCUAAUUUGAUUAAUUUCACAUCUAUGAUUGAAGGUUUGUGCAAAAGGGGUAGCAUAAAGCAAGCAUUUGAAUUGUUGGAGGAGAUGGUUGCUAAAGGUUGGAAACCUAAUGUUUAUACUCAUACAUCAUUAAUUGAUGGACUUUGCAAGAAAGGAUGGACUGAAAAAGCAUUUAGAUUGUUUCUUAAGCUUGUUCGAAGCGAAAAUCACAAGCCAAAUGUGCUUACAUAUACUUCCAUGAUAAGUGGAUAUUGUAGAGAGGAAAAACUAAACCGGGCAGAGAUGCUUCUGAGCCGAAUGAAAGAGCAGGGAUUAGUCCCGAACACCAACACUUACACAGCUCUCAUCGAUGGGCAUUGCAAAGCAGGAAAUUUCGAAAGAGCAUAUGAUUUGAUGAAUCUAAUGAGUAGUGAAGGUUUCAAUCCUAAUGUAUGUACAUAUAAUGCCAUUGUUGAUGGCCUUUGUAAAAGGGGAAGGGUAGUUGAGGCUUACAAAAUGCUUGAGGAUGGCUUUCAUAAUGGUCUGAAACCAGAUAAAGUUACCUAUAAUAUUCUAAUGUCUGAACAUUGCAGACAGGCGAAUAUCAGGCAAGCAUUAGUGUUAUUCAAUAAGAUGCUAAAAAGUGGUAUUCAAAUUGAUAUUCAUUCAUACACCACUCUGAUUGCAGUCUUCUGUAGGGAAAGUAGAAUGAAAGAAAGUGAGAUGUUUUUUGAGGAAGCUGUGAGAAUUGGGCUCAUUCCUACAAACAAAACUUAUACAAGUAUGAUAUGUGGUUAUUGCCGAGAAGGAAAUUUGACCUUGGCUGUAAGGUUUUUCCAUAGGAUGAGUGACCAUGGCUGUGUUCCAGAUUCUAUUACCUACGGCGCUAUUAUAAGCGGCCUUUGCAAACAAUCAAAGCUCGAUGAGGCUCGGGGUUUGUAUGACUCUAUGAUAGAAAAGGGACUUACUCCAUGUGAAGUUACUAGGGUGACUUUGGCCUAUGAAUAUUGUAAGGUAGAUGAUUGUUUAUCUGCUAUGAUUAUUCUAGAAAGGUUGGAAAAGAAACUCUGGAUCCGGACGGCUAAUACCUUGGUCAGGAAGCUUUGUAGUGAGAAGAAAGUAGGAAUGGCUGCACUGUUCUUUAAUAAGUUACUAGACAUGGAUGUUAAUGUUAAUCGUGUAAUAUUAGCAGCAUUUAUGACUGCAUGCUAUGAAAGCAAUAAUUAUGCCCUUGUUUCUGAUGUGUCUGCUAGGAUAAACAAGGAAAAUCGUUUGGAUAUCAAAAGCACAAAAUAACAACCAAAAAAGUGCUUAGAGAGCUUUGGUCCCCUUGUAGGUCCCACCUAACCUAGCUUAACUCCAGAUGAGUUCAAGGUGGCAUUUGAAAAGGAGGGGUUCAGACCAGGAAAAAGUCGAUAAUUAGUAAUAAACAAUGUACUUUUUAUUGCUGGGUGUACCUGUUUCUGUAAAUGAUAGGAUCUUGUGUUUGAAGAAGUAUCUGUGGGAUCGUCAUCUUGAAUUCUGCAUUAGCUUAGCAAUCAACAUUUUGAGGUCACGAAGGGAAACAAUUGUGUAACUUCUAAGGUAACUUACAUUUACCUCUCCACAUUGAAAUUUUAGAAAUUCAGAAAUCUUAAAAUGGUAUAGUUUAUCUCAAAAUUUGAAGGUUAAUUUGAUUUAGGUUUUUAUCAUUCGAUAUAAAUGCAGCGAUGAUGUUGUCAAGUGAAAUUGCCGCUUGGCGCCAUGACAUGGUGGAUUCUUUGCCAUCCACCAUAGGCCGCAAGGCCUAUUAUAUUUGCUGUGUUUCCUACAUAGGCGGCGAUACCAUAUGUAUAUGGCGGAUUUUUACCUGACUGCCAUAAUCCGCCAUCCACCAUUGAUAACAUUAAUAAUUAGACAGAAAUACAGGAUACACAACAGCAUGAGUGGAGUUUAUUUCAUGCACUCUUUUGCUGAAGUUGCUUCUCAUAACAAGCGCAGACUUCCAAAUAGGGUUGACAUGUCAUAUGUAUUUAACCUGCACUCUUUUUUACUCCCUGUAUAAUAAUGUCUUAAUUGAUGGAAAGGGAAUAUAGUGCGAGAUAAAUUUUAUACCUUUGUGGAGAAUCGUGAUCAUGGAUUUAUAUCAAUUUAUAUUAAUGAAACUUUUACCAAGAGGUUUCUGACUUUUAUGCAAUAAGGAUUUGAAAAUUUUGAGUUUACAUAAUUACACAAUUGUACCUUGUAUGUAGCUGUUCCAAUAUAUACUAUUGUACAAUUCAGUACCUUAAUGGCAUAAUCCACCCUCUUAAUUCUAUACAAAGUCUUGAGCAUGUGAAUUACAGAUACAGAGCCAAAACAUACAUAAAUUAGAUUGUACCUUGCACUGUGGCCAAAUGUCCCAUUACACUAGCAAAUGUUCAAAAAGCUACUAAGUGGUAGUGUGACUCAAUAAGCAAUACCAAUAUAUAAAUAUAAAUAAAAGAGGACAUUUUGGAAUGGAAAACUAAUAUUUGAGAAAACAGAUACAAUGUAACUUGACAAACAGAGUUAAUAUCAUAAUUAGUUAACAAAAUUUAGGAGCUAGGAGAAUAAAAACCUAUCCAAACACUUCAGCCUUUAUCGAAGCAUACUUGGCAAUAUACUUCAAAAGUAAAUAUUCAUACAUUGACCUGUUUUGUUAAAUUAUUUUAUUAGAUUAGAAUAGUUAUUGGUUGUUGCUAAUUGCAAUGGCAAUACAGUGGCUCGUCCUCUGGGGAUAGUAUGCCCUAAUAUUUGGGGAUUGACUCGAAUACCCUUAUGUAGAAAAAAGUAUUUUACAUUCCAUUUGUUCCAUUACAAGAAAUAAAAUAUUUUAAGCUAGUUUGUCGUAUUAGAGCCUGGUUUGGAAAACCCUUGGUUGAAUGUCAAGGGAACAUGUCAAAGUCAAUUAUUGAUGACAAUGUUGGGGAGGAAGAGGUCAUUGUAGAAGGUUCUGGAAUAGGGGAAGAGGAGUAACGAGAUUCCAUGUUCGGAGAAUGCAACUGUAAAUGAAUCGGAAUCUGGGAAGAAAAACACGUCUCAUGAUUUUUAUGCAGUGGAGGUUUGCUCAGAGAAUUCUCGAGAAGAAGUUUGUUUGUGGGAAACUGCAAGUCUGCAAAGGUUGCUGGUUUAACUUUUUGACGUCUAAGGUGGUGGCAGGACGAUUCUAACUUUAAGGAGGAUCUCAUUCUCAAUAGUAUCUGCUGUGCUGCGGAUGAAGAUACAGUUAUUAUAUAUGGUAUGUUAUGUUAUGCUAUGAUAGAAUUCUAAUUUCUUUCAGCAUUUUGGAUAUUAUUUUAUCACUGAUUACUUUUUGUGGUCCAAAACAUGACUUAAGAAUACCCAUCUUGACUUGUGAUCUUAAUUUACAUGUGCAUGUCUUUGAUGUUAAGGGAUGAUAAUCUAGUACAGUAUGCUACGGUAGGGUUCUAGUUUCUAUCACCCUUUAGAUCUUGUUUAUCACUUGUAAAUUGUAACUUUGUGUGCUAAAAAACUCAAGAUAAGAGAUCACACACCUUGUGGAGAUUUGAACUUUGUCAGUCAUGGUUACAAAGUUAAGCUCUUACUACAAAUCUGGCACAAGUGUGGGAAUAUGACAGGUUGGCCUACAACCUGGCCCGGCGUGUUUAUUAAAAAGGCCAGGAUUAAGCUUUUAAAAAGAACCUAUUUAAUUAAAUACUAGUAAGUCAGGUGUAGGCUAUCAAAAAAAGCCUAAGAAGCCAUAUAGUCCUGCCUACAUGUGCAUAACUAUUAAAACCUAUUUCUUAUAUGAAAUAAUUUUACACAUAAAACCAAAAAUCAUUUACCACACCUCACAGACAUAGAAACUGAAUGAAGUGUGAUUCUUAUCACAAAGAAACCCUAAAGAGACGGGUCGUGAAGCGAGAACAAAGGAGAGUUGUUGUUGACUCUGUGAGACUGCAAUUCAUCUCUGUUCCUUCUCCUUCAACUGCGACUGUGAUUCAUCUCUAUUACAUCUCUGUGACCUCGAUUCAAUAACUUCAGAAAGUCAUUAGAGAAAGACUCAACCGUGCUAUCUGUCUCAAAGUCAUUAAAACGUGAAAACAUUGAUGAAAAGGAUGACCUAGGGUUCAUUGCCCACGAUGUUCUGAAAUGGCGCUGGCUUGAGCAACCUCAAUUGUCAUCAGUGGGGACUGAAAGUGGUCGUGGUCAUUAUAUGACAUCACAUAGUAGUUUCUUAGAAGUAGGUGCAGCAGCUUUACUCGUAGGAGACAUCGAAUCUAAGAUGAAGGGGAAACUUUGGAAAUUUUUUGGAACUGAUGAUAUGCCUUACCUGGAUCAGCUGUUGCAGUCUUCUCCUGUAACACCAAUUACAAAUUCUGUCUCUGCUCGUUGCCACCUAAGAGCAAUAACAGCAUCGAAACGCAAAAAAGAAGACUCUCGUCAGAUAUGGCAUGUUCUUGAAUAAGUCGCAUAGCUAUUAUUUUUUUCCAAAAUUUUCUUCUGACUAAUGUUUAUUAUUUUUCUCCGGGCAUUUGCUUUUAUAGCUAAUUUUUCUUUCAAUUUUUUCUUCAUAUUAAUAUCUCUUAUCCAAGGUCAUAGUGUAGUGUCAUACCAUGAUAAAUCUUACCAACUUCGUUAUUUUGUUCCAAUUAUUAUAUCAGAUUAUAGAAAGAGCAUGAAAAAUUAGGAACUAAGAAUUGAAAGUAGUGUACCUAUAGCGUCUUAGAAUUUUAGCACAGUCUGGUAAAGGCAAAUGUGUUAUGGUGUCUUGUCUUUUUCCUGGGGUUUUCAAUGAACAUAAAUCAUACAUCAGAAUUAUUUUUGUAUGUUGCCAUUGGAUUGACAUGUGCGGCUAAAUGAUAAUUUUUCUGGAGAAUCUUUGGUUUGCUUUAUGGAAAUUUUACUGUUGAUUAGUUGGCUGCCGCGGUUUAUUUUAAUGAUUUUAUAAAUUCAUCUUUUCUUUCUUUACACUUAUCCGAACUUAUUCUCAUUUUUGUACUCUUGUUUUUCCUCCUUUAUAAAUUAUUCUUAUUCUGAAUAAAAAAUAAGUAUUUUUAAAAACUCUGAUUAGUGAUGAAUUAGUUAACCAAUUAUUACUGGAAUGUUCUGUGAAUUAUCAUGCUCUUUGUAUGGGUGAAAUUGUGUGAAUAAUGUCAAACUGCUCCUCUACAGUUUGAUAUUCUCUCUCACUCCUUUUUUGGGAUAAAUAUUUGAUAUUCUUUUUGACUCACAAGGCCGACUAAAAAGUCUGCAUUUUUUUUUUACUACUUUGGUUUGUUGAAGGCUUUUCAUAAUUUGAUUUGCUGUUCUGAAGAUUGCUAUUUCUCCAGGGAGGACUAUCCCGUGAUUACAUUUCGUCCCCGAGCUCGACAGCUUUUCCAGUACCGUCAUUACAGUGAGCAACAACCUCUAUGAUUAAACCCUGUCGAGGUACAAGAAGUUAUUGCUGCAGUUUGCUCUGAGGCUUCUUCUCCAAGCACCAAUGUUAUGACAGUGUCAACUAGACUAGGCAAUAACAGUGGAAAAUCAUCGACAGAUGUGGCUGUUAGCGUCCUUAUUAAACUAGUCAUUGACAUGUAUGUUUUAGAUUCUCAGACAGCUGCUCCUCUCUCAUUCUUUCUAUGCUUGAGGUGAUACAUUAAAAGUUAAUAAAAUGAUCGAGUCGGGCUGAUAUUUCUCCAUUGGAGCGAUGAAUGGUUAAGAUCUGGCUAGUGGCGGAGGAUGAGAAGAUGCCAAUUGAGACAUAAAUAUCCAUGAAUUGUUUGAUGUGUCCGAUAAAACAACAAGGUUGCCGACGAAGAAUGAUGAGAAGAUGGAAUAAAUUGUUAUCAAAAAGGAAAAAGGCAGUCUUAGUUUAUGUAUUUCAUGAAUCUGACGUUGUCUUUGCUAGUCUCACUCGUUUAAGAUUUCUUGUAUUAAAAGUUUGGUCUUAAUCUUCCGAUUGUCAUGAGAAAUGGCUAUCGGUAAUUCAAAGUUAUGCUGGUAGGUAAGUAAAGUUUGAUCAAUGAUUGUUUCAGCUAGGAUUUGAACUCAAGCACUAUUCCUGUAUUAAAAUCUAUUUUGUGGAAAUUACUUUGGUUUUCGUAUCA